Anopheles nili is the source of this 3203-nucleotide messenger RNA. Its product is annotated as NAD-dependent protein deacetylase sirtuin-2-like. The record is from RefSeq and is a predicted model, not a curated record. The coding region runs from base 1 to 1758 and encodes 585 amino acids. Lineage: Eukaryota; Metazoa; Arthropoda; Insecta; Diptera; Culicidae. The transcript has 4 exons. Gene Ontology annotation, molecular function: NAD+ binding.
AUGUCCGAGGAGCGACCAGCAGUAGCUGCGGCUCCGUUCCCAUCGCACCCCGCGCCCGUACCACACCGUGCUGGAGGUGACGCAGGCGGCAAUGCGGCUCCCGACGCAGCCGCGACCCUAUUAACGACGACGGCGGUAGCAGCAACGACCGCGGCAUCCGCGAUCACAGGUGCAUCCGUUUCGCUGACCGAGCCUGCGUCGGAUCCUACCAUUGUGACCUUCGGACCAUCACUUCCGCCAACGAUGGUGAACGGCACGGCAGAACCGCCGGUUGCGGGGUUACCUGUUUUCCAUCACUACGACGACAGUGAGGACGACGGUGACGAUUCGUACCAAACAGACUCGAUCUCGAUCGAGCGAAUAAGACAGUACUUGUCGGAUAAGCUCGGAUUCUACUCCGCCGACGGGUUCGAUGAUAAAGAUGGAACGGGCGGAGCGCCAAGACGGCGUGUGCUCGAAACGGUCGACAUUGACGGUGUGCUGAAGCACUGGAAAAAUGGUGGCUUCAAGAAAGUGGUCACCAUGGUCGGUGCUGGUAUAUCCACCUCUGCUGGCAUACCGGACUUCCGCUCACCGGACACCGGAUUGUACAACAAUCUGAUGAAGUACAAUCUGCCCUACCCACAGGCCAUCUUCGAGCUCGAAUACCUGUACCAGAACCCGAAGCCGUUUUUCACGCUGGCCAAAGAGCUAUAUCCGGGCACGUUCAAACCGACGCCGUCUCAUUAUUUCGUUCGAUUGCUCGAACAAAAGGGCCUGCUGGUGCGACACUACACGCAGAACAUCGAUACACUGGAGCGCAUUGCUGGAAUCAGCGAGGAGAAGAUCGUUGAGGCCCAUGGAACGUUCUACACUAACCAUUGUCUCCAGUGCAAGACGGCCUACAGCUUGGAGUUCGUUAAGGAAAAAAUAUUCGCCGACGAAGUUCCCAAAUGUCCGUGCGGUGGCGUCAUCAAGCCAGACAUCGUGUUCUUCGGCGAGGGUCUGCCGGAGCGGUUCCACAUGCUACCACACCGGGACUUUGCCGAGUGUGACCUGCUGAUCAUCAUGGGCACCUCGCUGACAGUGCAACCGUUCGCCUCUCUGGUCGAGUACGUCAACGAUGACUGCGUGCGAUUGCUGAUCAACCGAGACAAGGUCGGCGGAGGCAACUUGGGCUUCCUGCGCGCAAUGAUGUUUGGUGAAGGGCUGUGCUUCGAUCUGCCCGGGAACCGACGAGACGUUGCCUGGACGAUCAACUGUGACGAUGGUUGCCUCUUUCUGGCCGACCAGCUUGGCUGGGGGGAUGAGCUGAGAAAGCUGGUGGAAACCGAGCAUGCGAAGAUUGAACCGAUCCGCCCGCUGUCCACGAACGUCCCACCUGUCGCCAUUGGCAACGAUGCGGUCGACAUGGAACCGACUCCGAUCGCGACCGAUCCUCACGAGGAGGACGAGCAUUUCAACGACAUUUCCGACAGCGUUUCCGGACAGCACGGAGGUGCAUGUGCUGGCAGCGAUGCCCAGGAGGAGAAUGUCCACGCGAUGGCCACUGAUCCACACCACGAACACGAACCUGUGCUCCAUCAUCAUCAUCAUCAUCCUCAUAACCAUCCGGAAACGGAUAGCCAUCACCAUCAGGCGCAUCCGCAUGAACAGCAGCAGCAGCAGCAGCAUGAGCACGAUCAGGAUCUAGAUCACCAACACGAAAAGAUGGACGAACAUCACGACGAUGUGGUGGCGGAUCUGCAACCGAAACGGGCGCAGGAGGAAAAAACCUAAAACCCAAAACCAAUCCCUCCCGCAUAAGCAACUGUGCGAUGCGUUUAAACACACACACACACACCGUACACAAGGCACAAGCAUACCGUUUCCGGGAUUUAACACGAUGGAAACGCAAGCAUAAAAAACACAUACACCACACCCAACACUUUAACAAAACCUCUAGUUCACUUGUUCCGAUUUCGAUUCUACGUUAUUUUGUAGUAAAACAAGUGCUUCGGCCUUGCUCCACAUGCCUUCCCUUCGCAUCCUUUUAAUGCACGCACGCACGCACGGUUCUUUUCUUUAUCAGCCUUUCUCAGUGAGUUAUAAUAAUAGGAAUAGAAAGCAGCAAACCCGCCCACACGCGUACGUUUUGGUGCGAUCCUUCUUCCCGUGAGGAUCGCCUUAAAGGCGGGGUGGGCAGUUGCAGCAAGAAACAACAAAAUGAGUGCAUCCCUCGCCUGCAGGGCGUGUGGAUGAAGAUGUAAAGUUAGUUUUCCUUUAAGUAAACGGGCGAUAAGGGCCUGGACAAGAGAGAUAGAGAGAUAGAGAGAGUGAAUAGAAAUCAGACGAAUGGACCAUUGCGUAUGCCACAGAGGUCGGUGCCGAGGAAGCGAGAUGCUCUGGCGUUGGUGCCUCCGGUGUAGCGCUGCAAAUCAAAGUUAGGGUAGCUAGAAUGGGCUAAAAAUAUGGGGCGCGUAGCAAAGCAAAACAAAUAGAAAUAGCGCAUUACCUUCGUCACCAGUUUUUGGCACGCGAGGCAAUUGAGGAAAGCAUUUUUUGUUUGUAAGCGGUAAUUUGGAAGUCGUAGAAGAACGUAUUCUCUUGACGAGCAAAAAGCACUGACAAUAUGAUGAUGCAGCUCGUUCGAGUGAGGCGCAGGCGUGUUCUCGUUAGUUCCGUUCCGUUAUCCUUUUUCUCUUCCAUGCGUGGCCUCGCGCGGGGCCAAACGCGAACGCCGUUUCACACCUCUGCAGUGACACACCAACGUACUGUACGGUCGGUCGAUAAGUUUGGUAGUAAUGUACGGAUUAUAUAAAUAUUUUUAUUCUUCGCAGCAGAGAAGCAAGAGUUUAACAAUAAAGAAUGGUUAGGGCAGAAGCCGAGGGCGGUACGGACCGGCAAUCGGCGGUAGGCAGGAAGAAGGCAGAGAUUCGAACGAAGGAAACAAUUGUGAAGGAUGAGAUAUGUAGAGCGAGUUUGAGAACUUAUGCUAUGAAAAGCGCAUCUGUGAACUUUCGCGAGCUAUUAGCGAGAGAACCGGCGACAAAUGAGGACGGAACGGUGCAGUUGCAGGAAGGCAACCAGCAGCAGCAACAGCAUUCAGGCGGCGGCAAACAAAAACAAAAUGGAUACAUACAUAUAAAAAAAAACAUUACAAUUUAUUAGUUCUAAAGCAAGCAAGCAGUCCAAUUCACGACGCGGAUAUUUGUAAUAAACCGGGGCUAAUAUAAAUUCUACGA